Molecule: messenger RNA, 678 nt
Organism: Sodiomyces alkalinus F11
Lineage: Eukaryota; Fungi; Ascomycota; Sordariomycetes; Glomerellales; Plectosphaerellaceae
Exons: 1
Coding region: 166-624 (152 amino acids)
Source: RefSeq, a predicted model, not a curated record
UUGUCAUGACUUGGUGGGAGCAAACAACAAUUAAAGGGUCCAUUGGAUAAUGCGAGUGGCAUGUCGGGAUGUGGUGUAUUUAUAAGAAGCUCUUGAAAUGACGCUCCGAAAAAGAAAUAAUAAUAAUAAGGCUCAAUCUCUAUCGUCGAAAUUUCAGUGCAUCAGAUGCCACGCUAUGAUGCGGUUGUCGACAGCACUCGUAGAAUUGGCGCACCAAGACGCCCAUCAUCCUCCAAACCCGUUGGACGAUGUCAUCCCUCUCUUUCCCUGCGUUUCCAUGCUCAGGCACUGGUAUCGAUCGUCGUUGCCGUUUCAUCUUCUUCAGGUCGUAGUCGAUUCUCGUGUUAUAUAAAGGGCCUACAAGGCCAAGCGAAAAUGAAGAAAAAGAAAAAGAGCCUCCCAUUAUACCUUGUGUCCUGCACCCCUUCGUCGCUUCUUCGUCGACCCCUUUUCGUUCCCUCUUGGACAUGGUACCGUUUCCCGAACGCCGUCUUGAUGGUGGUUGUUGUUGAUAUGUACUUCGCCCGACGGAAGUGGCGGGCCUCGGUCUCGGAAGCUGGGGUGUUGUCCGAAAGAGGAGGCGACAUGUACACUUCAUUAGUCGUUGCCGUUCAUGCUGGAUGAUAUUCUCUUUGUAGUUGUUGUUGGUGGUGGUGGUGGUGGUGGUGGUGGUGGUGG